UCACUUCACUUCAAGAUGGCGAGCAGCAACAAGGACCUGGAGGAGGAGAUUUAUGACAAAGUGGUGGAUCUGGCGGAAUAUACUAAACGCCAGAGAUGGUGGAACCGCCUGUUCGGUAAAAACUCUGGUCCGUUAGCAGAGAAGUACUCUGUAGCCACGCAGAUCGCCAUAGGAGUGAGUGGAUGGUGUGCAGGUUAUCUCUUCCAGAAGGUGGGCAAGGUUGCUGCUACAUCUGUCGGGGGGGGCUGCUUAUUUUUCCAGAUAGCGAAUAACAGCGGCUACAUCCAAGUCGACUGGAAGAGGGUGGAGAAGGAUGUCAACAAAGCCAAGAAGCAGCUGAAGAAGGGAACUAAUCAAGCCGGGCCCGAGCUCAAUACCUUAAUGGAGAAGACGACGGAGUUCGUGAAGAAGAACAUCGUGGUGACCAGCGGCUUCAUCGGAGGCUUCCUGCUGGGCCUGGCAUCCUAGAGCCUGCCAAAGAAGACGAGUCCGUCCCCGACGCCAACCUGUAGAGAACAGUCCUGAACCGGAGGGUCGCUGGAGGGUUUUCAGUGUGUUCUGUUGCUUCGUAUGCUGCGCCUCCAUCUCUUCAUACUGUACUUCCACACUUAACUUUAAUCAUGUGGGACUUAAAACACUCGAUAGGCCAAAUAAUUCUACAUAUCAACAUGAACCCAGAGUUUCAGAUCCUAUUUAUUUUUCUCUAGUGUUCCAAAACGAAAGAAAAAUGCACUAUUAAAGCUGCACUGUGAGGAAAGUUCACUCAAAUCCUCCUGUGUUUCCACACAGGAGCUCUGCUGAGGAUAUAAAGCCAGUGUUGUAUUUUGACUCCGAGUCCGUAUAUUCAGAGAGCUGAUGGGAGUGGGAUUGUUCUGCCUUUUUUUUUUGUGGAUUAUAUCAGCCUCUCCCCGUGUUCCUUUCUCUCAAUGUGUCGUUCAAGGAUUUGAUGCUUUUACAUACUCAAGGCUGUGGUUUCUGUGUAAAGAAAUAAAG
This is a messenger RNA of Salarias fasciatus (jewelled blenny), 993 nucleotides long. Its product is annotated as FUN14 domain-containing protein 1-like. Gene Ontology annotation, biological process: autophagy of mitochondrion. The record is from RefSeq and is a predicted model, not a curated record. Gene Ontology annotation, cellular component: mitochondrial outer membrane. NCBI's taxonomy places the organism in Eukaryota, Metazoa, Chordata, Actinopteri, Blenniiformes, Blenniidae.